CCCUCUCUCUCGCGCACCUUUCUUCCCCAACUCUCAUCUCUGUCUCUCGCUUUCUCUCACAAAAAGGAAGAAAACAAGAUCCCCAAAUUUUCGUCGCCUCUUCCGAUUCGCUCCAUGCCGCCGGCCAUUGCUCGCCGGGAGGGAACGGUGCUGCUGUCACAGUGCCUGGAAGACGCUGCUAUCGCCGCCGGGAAGAGCUGCUGCUGGCCGCUUCCACGCGGUCGCUCAGCGCCAUCGCCGUCUGCAGUCGCCACGGGUGUGCUCGCUGUUCGAACAGCCCCGAAACGACACCGCGCAGCCCCGAAACCAACCCGAACCACCCCGCAAGAAUGGAGAGUCCAUAUGGUUACAAUAAUGAGCAGCAAGGAGGGUAUUAUGAAGAGUGCUAUAGUCCCGACCAAGGGGGAUUAUACUAUGACCCAGACUAUUUUGAUUAUGCAUACGAUGCACAUGAUUAUUAUGCUAAUGAAAAUUCUGAAACAUGUGCAGGUAUGGAGGACCAACCCCGCUCCAAAUGGGAGGAACUGUUAGAAAUUUGCAUCACCGAGGUUCAGGAAAAUAGGAAGGUGAUCAAUCAGUGGUUGAUCAAUUUGGAAAGAAACACCAGCCUAUUAGAGCAAGGUUUGGAAAGUCUAGCCGCAUAAGUAGGGGAUUUGUAAUAUAAUAUAGGGGUUUUGGCCACUGCAAUAGGGAACAAGCACACUCCAGGGACACUUCCUAGCUUGCCAGAGAUCAAUCCGAAGGGAAAGUGUCAUGCCGUGUAACUUCCCAGCGGGACCACAUACCAGCCCUCACAAGCAACAAAGUUAGACAGGUGAAGGAGAGAAAAAGAGCCGGAAACGACUGACUUCACGCCAGCCGUUGGUCAAACCCAGCGGCCCGCUACAGAUUCUCACAGCGGUCCGCCAGAAGCUCCCCAGCCAGCCGAACCUGAUUCAGACACAGAUGCAGAACCAUCGCCAGCGGCCGCUGCACCACUUCGUAACGGUCCUCCACCGGAACAUCAGUCCCCAGAUCCACAGUUUCCCAGUACUGCCACCAUUCCGUAUCCCCAAUGAUUAAAGAGUAAAAAGUUAGACGUCCAGUUUGCCAAGUUCUUGGAGGUAAUGAGCAAGGUCCACAUCAACAUUCCAUUAGUGGAGGCGCUGCAACAAAUGCCCAACUAUGCCAUGUUUUUGAAAGAUGUGGUUACUAAAAAGAGAAAGUGGGGGAAAUACGAGACAGUGGGCUUAACAUAGAAUUGCAGUGCUCUAAUUCAGAAGGGAUUACCUACCAAACACAAGGAUUCAUGGAGUUUUACUUUAUCUUGUGUUUUGGUUAAUAAUGUAGAAGGAAAUGCAUUGUGUGAUCUUGGAGCAAGUAUCAAUUUAAUGCCUUUAUCUUUUUUACAGGAAGCUCAACAUUGACAACAUCCGUCCCACCUCAAUUACCUUGCAGAUGGCGGACAGAAGUACAACAACACCAAGGGGGAUUGUAGAAGAUGUCUUGGUAAGAGUAGGAGAAUUCAUUUUUCCUGCUGAUUUUGUUGUUUUGGACAUGCAGGAGGACAAGAAGGUGAGACCAUUUUUAGCCACUGGGGGAGCCAUGAUAGAUGUACAGAAGGGAGACCUAACAUUGCAGUUGCAUAAUGAGAAACUCGAGUUCCUUCCCGAAAGAAUCCCUCAAAAGGGGAACGCAUUCUUGCCAUUGCGCAACCCCGAAGAAGAGGAAGAGAGGAAGAAAGCACUGGGGAAACCACGAGGACCACCUAAGGUGGAAUUGAAGCCACUCCCCGAACACCUCAGCUAUUAGCCACUUGUUUGCAAAGAAAGGCGCAAAGCCAAGACUCAUUCCGUGGAUCCUACUACUUCAAGAAUUCGAUGUGGAGAUAAGAGAUAGAAAAGGAUGUGAGAAUGUAGUGGCAGAUCACUUGUCUCGUUUGGAGUACCCGGUGGAGGGAGAAGAUCUAUCAUGAGAAAUCAAUGAGGACUUCCCCGACGAGCAUUUAUUCUUCACCGAAGCCACUUUUUCAUGGUAUGCCGACAUUGUUAAUUAUUUAGCAGUCAAGGUACACCCUCCUGAUCUUACUCCUUAUCAAAGGAAGAAAUUUUAUAGAGAUGUUAGAUCUUAUUUUUGGGACGAGCCCUACUUGUUCAAAAGAUGUGCAGAUGCUAUACUUAGGAGGUGUGUACCGCAAGAAGAUUGGACAACCAUAGUUGAAAGAUGCUACUCAUCGCCAACCGGAGGAUACUUUGGUGUGCAAAGGACUGCCAUCAAAAUCCUACAAAGUGCUUUUUAUUGGCCAACCAUCUACCAUGACUCCGUCAGUUUUGUGCUCCAAUGCAAUGAAUGCCA
Messenger RNA from Salvia splendens (bonfire salvia), 2334 nucleotides. RefSeq lists its product as uncharacterized. The coding region runs from base 1438 to 1791 and encodes 117 amino acids. The transcript is spliced from 4 exons. Lineage: Eukaryota; Viridiplantae; Streptophyta; Magnoliopsida; Lamiales; Lamiaceae. The record is from RefSeq and is a predicted model, not a curated record.